Messenger RNA from Camelus dromedarius (Arabian camel), 976 nucleotides. RefSeq names its product platelet activating factor acetylhydrolase 1b catalytic subunit 3 (gene PAFAH1B3). Gene Ontology annotation, cellular component: cytoplasm. The coding region runs from base 385 to 930 and encodes 181 amino acids. The record is from RefSeq and is a predicted model, not a curated record. The transcript has 5 exons. Gene Ontology annotation, molecular function: platelet-activating factor acetyltransferase activity. Lineage: Eukaryota; Metazoa; Chordata; Mammalia; Artiodactyla; Camelidae.
CGUCACCCUCGGCUGGAUUGCAGGCUUCGGGACCGUCCAUUGUUGCCUGAGGGUGGGCGUGGCGGCGCCACCUCCUCCGGGAACACUCUUGGGCCCACUGUGCUUGCUCAUCCUGCAGGAGCUGCGGCGCCAAGAUGAGCAGAGAAGAGAACCCAGCCAGCAAACCCACGCCGGUGCAGGACGUUCAGGGAGACGGGCGCUGGAUGUCCCUGGAAACUGAGGACAGCUGGGGUGGUGCUGCCUAAGGAAGCGGGGCAGGUCAGGCCCAGCAGCGCGCGUGCCAUUGACUCCCCCUUUACGUCCCCAAAGCACCAUCGGUUCGUAGCCGACAGCAAAGAUAAGGAACCCGAAGUCGUCUUCAUCGGGGACUCCUUGGUCCAGCUAAUGCACCAGUGCGAGAUCUGGCGGGAGCUCUUUUCGCCUCUGCACGCACUUAACUUUGGCAUUGGCGGUGACAACACGCAGCACGUGCUGUGGCGUCUGGAGAAUGGGGAGCUGGAACACAUCCGUCCCAAGAUUGUGGUGGUCUGGGUGGGUACCAACAACCACGGGCACACUGCAGAGCAGGUGACUGGAGGCAUCAAGGCCAUUGUGCAACUGGUGAACGAGCGGCAGCCCCAGGCCCGGGUCGUCGUGCUGGGCCUGCUUCCUCGGGGCCAGCACCCCAACCCACUUCGUGAGAAAAACCGACGGGUGAAUGAGCUGGUACGGGCAGCAUUGGCUGGCAACCCACGGGCCCACUUCCUGGAUGCAGACCCUGGCUUUGUGCACUCAGAUGGCACCAUAAGCCACCAUGACAUGUAUGAUUACCUGCAUCUGAGCCGCCUGGGCUACACACCUGUUUGCCGGGCCCUGCACUCCCUGCUUCAGCGUCUGCUGGCCCAAGACCAGGGCCAGGGCGGUGUCCCCUUGCCAGAGCCCACACCCUAAGCAUCUGCCUUCCUGCAACAUUAAAUUUUCAUUCUUCAGUCUCCAA